GUUAUUCACAAGCAAUAUGAUCUAUUUAAACAUUUUUAAAGGUGUUGUCGCUGAACACGGAGUCAAAGCGGAGCGGCCGUGCGCUGUGUGUGGUUUUUUUUAGCGUGAGGAAACGCUCGGACUGCAGAGGAGGCUUCGGGACUGUUUCCGCACGCUUGAGGGAGAGCAAGGCCCAGUGACCCACAUUCAGAGCUGCCACUGUCGAUGUGUACGAGUGUGGGCGAGCGUGUGCGCGCAACACAGUUACUGUGUAUGUAUGUGUGCGUGCAUGCAUGUGUGAAUGUGUGUGUGUGUAUGUAUGUACAUCUGCCGCGAAAAUGUUUUCUACAUUAUACGGGCUUUUAGACGUCUCUUCCCACGGAUUUUGAUGCUUUUUGGCGGAUUUUGCCUGAACCCAGCCCCAUUCGGUGCUCGUGGUGGUGUUCACCGAGCCACGGUGAGGUGUGUCUCGCACAAGAAUAUUUGUGAUUGUCUGGAAGGAUAUGAUCAAAAGUAGUCUGUGGGCUCCAGGAAGACAUUCAUAAAAAGUGCGGUUAAGCAUCAUGUCUCCUCUGUGGUCCGAUGCGCCCUCUUGACCCUGAUGACCACUACACCACGAUUGACCCCAGAGUCCCCAUUGACCUCAGACCUUUUUUACAAGCCUUGAGAAAAGAGUCAGUAAACCUUGGACACAAGCUGCAGCAGGUGGUCUUCCAAAUGCCUACCUCACGCCUAAAGAGCAUUUCACUCCAGCCACAGCCCUGAUCAGCAGCCACCAUGACAUCAAGCAUAGGGGAUGAUUCUAGUAUUUUUGAUGGGUUGAUGGAAGAAGAUGAAAAGGACAAAGCAAAACGAGUGUCUCGGAACAAGUCGGAGAAGAAACGGAGAGACCAGUUCAAUGUCCUCAUCAAAGAACUUGGCACAAUGUUGCCAGGCAACACCAGGAAGAUGGACAAGUCCACCAUCCUGCAGAAAAGCAUCGAUUUUCUGUGUAAACAUAAGGAGAUCGCAGCCCAGUCGGAGUCCAGUGAGAUCAGGCAGGACUGGAAGCCUCCAUUUCUUAGCAAUGAAGAGUUCACACAGCUCAUGUUGGAGGCUCUGGAUGGGUUCUUUAUAGCAAUAAUGACUGAUGGAAACAUCCUCUAUAUCUCCGAGAGUGUUACCUCACUACUAGAACACCUACCAGCUGACUUGGUGGAUCAGAACCUGCUGAAUUUCCUGCCUCUUGGUGAACACUCUGACGUGUACAAGGCUCUGUCCACACAUCCCUCUGACACAGAGAACCUGAACUCCGAUUACCUAAAAAAUAAAAAUCACAUGGAGUUCUGCUGCCAUAUGUUACGUGGGGCUAUUGAUCCUAAAGAUCCUCCCGUUUACGAAUAUGUGAAGUUCAUCGGCAACUUCAAGUCACUCAACAAUGUUCCUAAUGCGACAAGGAAUGGACUGGCAGGAGUGUUGCAGCGGUCACUACAGCCCGCCUUCGAUGACCAAGUGUGCUUUGUAGCCACAGUCCGACUGGCUAAACCUCAGUUCAUCAAGGAGAUGUGUACAGUGGAGGAGCCCAAUGAGGAGUUUACCUCCAGGCACAGUUUAGAAUGGAAGUUCCUCUUUUUAGACCACAGAGCUCCUCCAAUCAUAGGCUACCUGCCUUUUGAGGUUUUGGGAACAUCAGGGUAUGACUAUUAUCACGUGGAUGACCUGGAGACACUAGCAAAGUGUCAUGAACACUUAAUGCAGUAUGGUAAAGGGAAGUCCUGCUACUACCGUUUCCUGACUAAAGGUCAACAGUGGAUCUGGCUGCAGACUCAUUACUACAUAACCUAUCACCAGUGGAACUCUAGACCUGAGUUUAUUGUCUGCACACACACAGUUGUCAGCUAUGCAGAGGUUAGAGCAGAGCAGCGUAGAGAGCUGGGCAUUGAGGAGUCAAAUCCCGAGGUCACUGUGGAUAAGAGUCAAGACUCUGGCUCUGAGUCACAGCUGAAUACAUCCAGCCUCAAGGAGGCGCUAGAACGGUUUGACCACAGUCGAACACCCUCAACGUCCUCACGAAGUUCCCGGAAGUCCUCUUCCCAUGUCUCUGACAACACUUGCACCUCAACAGCCUCAAAGCUACACAUGGACACUGCCACACCUCCUCGACAGUCUCUAGCUUCCACCAUGGAGAUGACACCACAGCGUCGCUCAUCUAUCAGCAGCCAGUCAAUGAGCUCUCAGACCACAGGUCAGAGUGUGACUCCAGCCAUGAUGUCACAACACAUGAUGUCACAACACCAACACCACCACCAACACCAGCAGCAACAACAACCACAACAACUACAGCCAAGCGUCCAGCCGGUGAUGGAGUUCUCUGCACAGGUGAAUGCAAUGCAGCACCUUAAGGAACAGCUGGAGCAAAGGACCAGAAUGAUCCAGGCCAACAUCCAAAGGCAGCAGGAGGAACUGAGGCACAUUCAGGAGCAGCUGCAGAGAGUGCAGGGACAGGGCAUACAGAUGUUGCUGCAGCAGCAGGGUGGAGCCAUGAAUGUGCAGCUCCCUCAGGUGGCCACAGUCCAGCAGCCCUCCUCUAUGACCAAUCAGGUUCAACAAACCACAAUGAACGCCAUCCAUCCAGGAAAUCAGCAGCUCACUAUUCAGCAGCAGGCACCCACGCCUCAGCAGCAGCAGCCCAACACUCUCACACAGGCCCAGCGUCAGCCCCAGCAAACUGCCCAGAAUCAGCCUCAGACCCAGGGCUCUGUAUCUGCUCCACUCUACAACACAAUGAUGAUUUCACAGCCAGGUCAACCCAAUGUGCUGCAAAUUAGCACCAGCCUCCCACAGAACAACACACAGCAGGGCACCACUGUGGCAACAUUCACACAGGAUCGACAGAUCCGGUUCCCGGCAGCGCAACAGCUGGUGACCAAACUGGUGACAGCUCCGAUGGCGUGUGGUGCUGUCAUGGUGCCUACCUCCAUGUUUAUGGGCCAAGUAGUCACUGCAUACAACCCUUUUGGUGGUCAACAGCAGGGGGGGCAGACCCAGACCCUGACUCUGCAGCCAGCCCAGCCCGCUCAAGGUCAACCUGACGGUCAAAACCAGUCAACUGUCGUGGCUCCGACUGGCCAGCAGGGGCAGCAACAACAGCAGCAGUUUUUACAGGGCACUCGUCUCCUCCACAGUAACCAGUCCACCCAGCUGAUUCUGCAGGCAGCUUUUCCUCUCCAACAGCAGGGCACAUUUACCCAGGCAACGCAACAGCAACAGCAGCAGCAGCAGCAACAACAACAACAACAACAACAACAGCAGCAGCAGCAAAGGCAACAGCAGCAACAGUCUCACCACCAGAGGCACCAGCAGCAGCUGAAACCACAGCCGCAGAAACAACAGAAAGCUCCGUCAUCGCACAGGACUGACAGUAUCAGCAGCCAACCGCAGUGAAGUCUGCUGGAAAAGUUCACUCAUUCAAACUGUUAAAGGAGUCAUACACCUGUUUGCUCUGGUCACAUGGCUGCCACGAACCGAGCACCAGAGCUCUUCCACCCUGUCUCCAGUGGAACGAAAUAAACCAUAGGAAAAAGAAAGGAAGAAGUCCACUCGGAACUUACGGGGGAUUGUCACCAUGGCAACACUGCAGCUUGGAAUCACAUUUUCCUUCCUCCAGCCUCAGUAGAAACCACAAAAAAAGAAUCUAGAGAACACCUUUUUGCCACGGUAACGAAAGACUCCUCAAAGGUGGACCAGGGUGGACCCAUCUUGUACAGAAGAAACUGUAUGAUGUAAAGACAACGUGUAAAUAUCCAGUAUAGCUUAACAAGAAACAGAAAUGUAGUAUUUUAUAUGACUGCAUGGAACAAUUUACUGUGUAAGCUUUUAAUAGUGGCUUUUAAAAAAUAUGACAUUUAUACUUUCUUCAGCUGUCGUCUGGUCAAAAAAGGAGCAAAGACUCCGCCCACCCCCCAACCUCCCACUUAACCUCGAAGAAACACAACAAAAGUCCAGGAUAAGGCUUUAAAACUCGGUCAGUUUGUUGAAGAAGAAAAAAAAAGGUUGGGCUUGGGUCUAGUUUGUGUGGAAGUUGCAUUCAAGUCUUUAAGACAACAGUGGCUCUUUUUACCUUUGCGGUUCUACAGAUGGCAAGGAAGGUGAUUAAGGUUAAUAAUUUUGAUAAUUUGUGUCAGGGUUUUAGUGAUUCCAAGUGCCAAUGACAAAGUCCAUUAUGGUUGUUUUGUUUUGUUUUUCAAGCAGACUAUUCUAAGGCGUAUAUAUUUUUCAACAAAAUAUUACCCCGAUAAAAAGUGUGGGUGUGUGUAAAUAACAAGGGAUUAUUUUUUAACAGAGAGCCCUAUACAUUACAAAACAGUAUAUCCUCAACCUGAAACUUUAGCACUUGAUGUGGUUGUGUACAGAAAAUCACUAUUGAGACCUAGCUGUUAUAAAUCUGUGGUGUGAGUCUGUGAGCUAAAGUGAGUGUGUGUGUGUGUGUGUGUGUGUGGGUGGGUGUGCUUUUAGGGAACACAAUCUUGUGUAUAUGUGUGUGUGUUGUUGGCAUGAGCGUAUCUGUGGUUGUGUGUGUUUGUCGCCCCCUGUGUCUUACAAAAUUGACUCUUAGUAAGGGUUGGAAGUUGCUGGAUGGUACUAGUAUUCUCAGGAAUGUGGACAGUUUUGCUUCCGCCUCAGUCUGGAACCAAACCAGGGAGGAAGAGUGUUGCUGCGAAGGUCAGAGGAAGACUUUCUAGAUGACAGAAAAGGUUUGACGUCUUCCCAGUCAAACCUGAACCACAGCUGCUCGUCUUUUGUUUUCUUUCUGAAGUAAAAGUGGUUGUUGGCACGCUUCACAAGGAAGAGUGUAGAGAGGUCCGAUCAUAUAUGGGAUUCAACCCUGGUCAGCUUUUCAGUUGGAAAUCAAGUGACUUCAUUGCACCAGCAAACCUCAUUGUUCUGUAAACUCAGCGUUCUUUCACUUCCCUCAGUUCUCAAACAGCAGUCAAAACCAGGACUGGGACCAGGGUUCAUUUGAGAAAAGAAAAUGGACUUGGUCUCCAGUCCUGUACUACACUUGUAAGCCAUAUCAAACAGAAAAGCUUUGGUUUGGAGGGAGUGAAGUGGUUGGCAGCGGAGCAUUUAGAAUGUUUUAUAUGGUCUCCUGUCGUGAGUGUGAGUGUGAGUGUGUGUGUGUGUCCGUCCGUCCGUCCUCUUCUUGAUUCUUCUCGUAUCACUUUGGGGUCAGUAUUCUUUCCCCUGGAGAUAGCCAAUCAGUUCUUGCAUUGCAGUAUAAAGUAGUAAUUGAAAUAUUCAUGAAACCUCUUCUGUGGCUGGGCACAGUAUUCUGGUGGCCCAGGUGUGUGUGUGUGUGUGACAGCUGAGUACAUGAGAGUACGUGUGAGAGAGAGACGUGUGUGUGUGUGUGUAUAUAUGUUUGUGUGCAUGUAAUUGUCACUGUAACCUGUUAUAUUUUCAUACAGAAGUGUGUGUGUGUUUGUGUAAAGAAUGGAUGUCAGGCAAUGCAGAGCAUUGGUCGCCUGUCGGACUAAGAAGGGCGCUGUUGAUGUUGUCGUUCAAUGACAAACUGCUCAGAGAAACAUUUUCUCAUUAUCUUCUCAUCAGACCAGUCUGCAAUAGUGAACCUCAGAAUCGCAACUGUUAUAGAAGAAAGUAGCUGUGGGUGUGAGAGGCCUCUGUGUGGGGUGUUUCUACAGAGGCAAAAAAAAAAAAGAUAGUGAAGAGACUUCACGCUGAGGGUCCUACUGCUCAAAGCAGGUCUUCCACCCGUCACAUAGCAAAUACAGAUUCUCUAGAGAAUAGUUUAUGUCUGAAGCAUCUCUCAAAGGGGUGUGAUGGUUAAAUCUUUAUAGUUUGUGUCACUGAUACCCAGCCCAAAGAAUGUAAAGGCGUUUGGAGGAGACUUGUGGAUGUUGUAACUGUUGAUUAUGGAGAACCUUUGUGAUGAAGGAAAACGAGGGGUCUAUGAUGGAAAGAAAACGAAAAAAAGAAUCCAUGCAUAGAUUCAAAUGUACAAUCUUUUUCAUGUGAUUUGCAUCGUUU
Messenger RNA from Cynoglossus semilaevis (tongue sole), 6006 nucleotides. RefSeq names its product clock circadian regulator b (gene clockb). Gene Ontology annotation, cellular component: cytoplasm; CLOCK-BMAL transcription complex; nucleus. Gene Ontology annotation, molecular function: protein dimerization activity; DNA-binding transcription factor activity, RNA polymerase II-specific; E-box binding. The record is from RefSeq and is a predicted model, not a curated record. Gene Ontology annotation, biological process: circadian regulation of gene expression; regulation of transcription by RNA polymerase II. NCBI's taxonomy places the organism in Eukaryota, Metazoa, Chordata, Actinopteri, Pleuronectiformes, Cynoglossidae. The coding region runs from base 757 to 3402 and encodes 881 amino acids. The transcript has 24 exons.